Molecule: messenger RNA, 315 nt
Organism: Lipotes vexillifer (Yangtze River dolphin)
Lineage: Eukaryota; Metazoa; Chordata; Mammalia; Artiodactyla; Lipotidae
Gene: H4C9
Product: H4 clustered histone 9
Exons: 1
Coding region: 4-315 (103 amino acids)
Cellular component (GO): nucleosome
Molecular function (GO): DNA binding; protein heterodimerization activity; structural constituent of chromatin
Source: RefSeq, a predicted model, not a curated record
AGAAUGUCCGGACGUGGUAAGGGGGGCAAAGGUUUGGGGAAAGGGGGCGCCAAGCGCCACCGCAAAGUUCUGCGCGAUAAUAUCCAGGGCAUCACCAAGCCCGCCAUCCGCCGCCUGGCCCGGCGUGGAGGUGUCAAGCGCAUCUCUGGUCUCAUCUACGAGGAGACCCGUGGGGUGCUGAAGGUGUUCUUGGAGAACGUGAUCCGGGACGCCGUCACCUACACCGAGCACGCCAAGCGCAAGACGGUCACGGCCAUGGACGUAGUGUACGCGCUCAAGCGCCAAGGACGCACCCUCUACGGCUUCGGCGGCUAA